UGAGAGGUAAAAAAGAAGCGAAAAAGACCUUAUACUAUGACGAAAAUAGAGAAAAAGAAAACGUUGCCCUUCCCGCUCAGCCGGCUCAGCUGCUUUGGCAGUUGCCCUGGUUGCCACCAAUCGCUCUCGUGUUGAAGUGAGGGUGUGACUGUAAGCGCUGCGUGUGUAUUUGUUCUUGCUGUUCUGCAUACUGCGGUGUUGUCGUCGCGACAAGGCGAAACGCAUAGCGCAGCAGUGGUGCCCGAGAAAUGAUAUCCUAAACAGGCCGGGUUUCUUGUGCAGUGCGAAAAUGACAACCGCCGAAGAACCGAAGGUAGUCGACGCGAAAGUUGUUUUACUUGGAGCGCUAGGGGUUGGUAAAACGAGCAUCAUUACAAGAUAUUCUCAAAAGAAAUUUGUGAGCACGACGUCGCCAACAAUAGGGGCCUCCUUCACAACCCUUAGAGUGAAUGUGGGAAAUGCCAGAGUGAGGAUUCAGCUGUGGGACACAGCCGGCCAAGAAAGAUUCAGAGCAAUGGCACCUUUAUACUACAGGAAAGCCAAUGCUGCCAUUCUUGCGUACGACAUAACCUCUCCCAGCAGCUAUGAAGCAAUGAAGCAGUGGGUUAAUGAGCUGAGGAGAAACGUAGAAGAGGCCAUUGUUCUGGUCCUGGUGGGGAACAAGAGUGACCUGUUGCAGCACCGUGCAGUUGACCCAGCUGUGGCAGAAAAGUACGCUCGAGACGUUGGAGCCCAUUUUUUUGAGUGCUCAGCACUCAGCAACGCAGGUAUUGACGAAAUGUUUCGGCAGCUGGCACUUCACAUUGUUGAAUCAGAAGAGAAGGCUGCAGCCAGCAGACAAAACCAAGUGGAUUUUAACAGCAUUCCCACUGACCCUUCACUUUAUGGAUCAUUGGACACCUUUACAUUGUCAAAAACACUCCGAAUAGACCAGCUUUCAACCACUCAAGAUGAUAUCAAGUCGUCAUCAUCCGGUUGCUCCUGCUGAAAGGCAAUUCACUGGAGGUGUAUGUCUCCGUGGCCCAAAUAGCACGCCUCCAGUUGCACUCCUGCGGUGGAGUUACUUGGGCGUCAUAUUUUCGAUGUCAUCCUUCCAAAAUCUAACCUCCUCUCUGCAUGAAUUCUUGUGAAUUCAGUAAGUCGUGGUGGCAGUUAUUUCCAUAGUAUGCUGAAGGACAUUUAUAUUUUUUUUAUCCUAUUUGACAUUUAACGUCAUUUGGAACAAACGCCAAAUGUCACUAUAGUCGCUACAUCCCCAACUGCAUUAUCUGCAUUACUGUUCAGCUUUGUCCGCGUAUUGUGAUGCCAGCCAUCAUUUACAGUAGCUUACAUGGCUGGAAAGAAUGACUUGGGACCAUGCUUUAGUAAAAACUAGCUGCCUCCCUCUUUUUUUUCUGUCAUUGUUCAUUAUUAGAAGACAUUUUCUGAUGGCUAAAAGAAGCCAAAAUUAAGGUCUUUCAGCAAAUACUGGCAGGCAAUUGUGACAGAGGGAGAAUGUUUCCUGUUGAUUCAACUAUGCAAAUGCAGGUGAAGAUGCUACAUCAGCAUACUUCAAAUGUCAGAAUGACGUACCACAGUGACAACCUUUGCCACAGUGCCUUAUUCAUGCGUGAUACAACUAGAAGUGUCUUUGUGUCAUAUGUAGUCAUUGUAUGGUCACAUAGUUAACUCAAGCACUUUCAUACCUCUGUAAAUUUCUUGUGAUGCGUUUUUCUUUCUUUGUGCGUGGUUCUUUCAUUGUUUACCAAAACAUGGGUAAUUGUUUACCGUUUUUGAGUGUAUAACUUCAUUCCACCUCACAGUACAUCUGUAUAGCAUGUCAUGCACAGCUCAAGUGACCUUUGAGAUAAAUGCAUUCAUUGUUUGAGUUAUGUACAUUUCUUCACCUUUAGUGAAUUGCAAUGCCUCGUGGAAUAUUCUGCACUCUUGUUUCUAUCUUUCAAAGCAUGAUAGGUAUAAUUGCUCAAGCUUAAUAAAAACAUGAAAUACAAAGUACCGAAUUCUGCAGUUGGCAGGGCUAAACCAUGUAUGUUAUGCCAUAGGGUUUCAGUUCAAAAAGUAUUGAAUACGUUUUAAGAGAAAGUCAAAAUAUUUUUAGAUACUCUGCCAUGCAAGUUUGGCAGUAGGUAAAGGAAUGCUGUCAUACCUGAACUGCAUAUGUAGGGAUGUAAGCUGUCAAUGUUCUAGCUGACAUCUCAAGUGCCAUUGGGUUAGGCCAACAAACUUUUGGCAAGUUGUUUUUAUGCCGUGGGCAUUUUAUAAUAAAGUCCGUGCAGCCACUUUUCA
Messenger RNA from Dermacentor andersoni, 2286 nucleotides. RefSeq lists its product as uncharacterized. NCBI's taxonomy places the organism in Eukaryota, Metazoa, Arthropoda, Arachnida, Ixodida, Ixodidae. Gene Ontology annotation, molecular function: GTP binding; GTPase activity. The record is from RefSeq and is a predicted model, not a curated record.